Messenger RNA from Teleopsis dalmanni, 1498 nucleotides. RefSeq names its product cytosol aminopeptidase-like. Gene Ontology annotation, biological process: proteolysis. NCBI's taxonomy places the organism in Eukaryota, Metazoa, Arthropoda, Insecta, Diptera, Diopsidae. Bases 98 to 1483 code for a protein of 461 amino acids. The transcript is spliced from 6 exons. Gene Ontology annotation, molecular function: metalloaminopeptidase activity; manganese ion binding. Gene Ontology annotation, cellular component: cytoplasm. The record is from RefSeq and is a predicted model, not a curated record.
AACUUGUGUAAAGAUUGUUUCAAAAAACUUCUCUGAGACAAAAAAAAAAUUGGAAAAAAAAAUUUUAAGUAAUAAAAAUUAAUUAGUAAAAAGCAAAAUGUCUUUAAAUCCUAUAAUGACUCUCUUCUCAAUGAGCCUCUGCCAAAAGCGUCUCUUAAGUCUUGUUAAAACAAAAUUGCAAACGCGUUCCUUUGCAGAGGAUUGUAGUGGAAAGAGUAAGCUAAAAGGAAUCGUAUUGGGUUUGUAUGAAAUAGAAGAAGAAGGUCUUCAACCGGUGCUUACUAGUAGCGCUGAAAAGUUUGAUGAUCGCGUUAAGGGAAAAAUUACUGAACUUGUUAAAAUGUGUCAAAUGAGUGGCAAAACAGGAGUAGGUCAGGUAUUUAAUAACAUUGAUAUGGAGUUUCAGUCAGUAGCGCUUGUUGGCGUUGGAAGACAAGGAAUAGGGUUCAACGAGCUGGAAAUGAUUGACGAGGGAAUGGAAAAUGUUCGAGUAGCAACAGCAGUUGGUGCCCGCAGCUUGCAAGCAAUUAAUUGCGGAGAAAUUUAUGUUGACUCAAUGGAGUACCCAGAACAGGCAGCUGAAGGUAGUUCUUUAGCUAUUUGGAGAUACCAUGAACAUAAGGAUAAAAAACACCGCACAAUAACACCUAAAUUAGAAUUGUAUGACCAUAGCGAUGUGGAUGCGUGGACUCGUGGUUUAUUUAAGUCCGAAGCACAAAAUUUAGCACGUCGACUUAGUGAUACACCAGCUAACUUAAUGACGCCAACUACUUUUGCACAAAAUGCAGUUGACGCACUAUGUCCAUGCGGUGUCACUGUUGAGAUAAGAACAAUGGACUGGAUUGAAACCCACCAGCUCAAUUCAUUUUUAAUGAUUGCUAAAGGUUCAUGUGAACCGCCAAUACUUUUAGAAGUUAGUUAUUGCGGUACCGCGCCAGAAGAUAAGCCCAUCUUGUUAGUCGGCAAAGGCAUGACAUUUAAUAGUGGUGCAAUCAAUUUGCGCCGUUGCAAAGAUAUGGAUGAAUUUCGAGGAGCUAUGAGCGGGGCUGCUGUUAUUGUAGCAACAAUACGAGCUGCUGCUGCAUUGUCACUUCCUAUUAACAUAUCAGCAGUUAUACCAUUGUGUGAGAACAUGCCAUCCGGUAUGUCAACUAAGCCGGGCGAUAUAAUAAGAUUGUUAAAUGGUAAAACGAUGGCAGUAAGGGAUCUCGAUAAAGCUGGUGUUGUUAUAAUGGCAGACCCAUUGUUAUAUGGGCAGGUUACAUAUAAGCCACGCUUAGUUGUGGAUGUUGCCACAUUGGGUUACGGCGUGAAGAAAACCUUAGGCGGUGGCGCUACUGGUAUCUAUUCGAAUUCGCAUUACAUUUGGAAGCAGUUCCAGAAAGCAGGUUCACUAACUGGGGAUCGUGUGUGGCGUUUUCCAUUAUGGCAAUUUUAUAAGAAACUUGUAACUAGUAAGUACAAAUAUUAUAGUAGAAUAUAAAUGCAAUUAAAGAGA